UAAAACCCGGAAGUGUCAGAGGGAAAAAGUGGUGUGUUGGCAUCCUGGAGACAUUUCGAUCAAAGUGCAAUAAAAAGCCGUCGCUCGUGUCCUCACGCCGCGCACACACGUGUCGUUAUGCGGGGACACUUCCACUGAGCAACCGGAGCAACGUCAGCAGUGCUGAGGAGGGAAAAGAUGGGGAAGAAAGAUGCCAGUGCGACCAGAUUGCCAGUCGAGCAGUACAGAAAACAGAUUGGUAAGCAGGACUACAAAAAGACAAAAACGGUCUUGAAGGCCACACGGCUGAAAGCUGAAGCGAAGAAGAAUUCCUCUGGAUUCAGGGACGCGUUCCUCGUCAUCGCCGCGAUCGUGUUGUUUGUUCUCUGCCUCUACGCCUUCUUCUACCUCAACCUGAGCACCGAGAUCAACCUAGACGGGGACGAAGAUUAAUAAGAGGUGGACUGCACGCUGGGAACUUUCUUAUUUUAUGUUACAGCCACAAAAUCAUACCCAGGCUUCAGUUUGUGAGCAGUGGACACACUUUGUUAUUGACACAUUGACAAUGAACUGUCUCUUCAUGAGGGAAUCCAUUUAACAAUGUAAGUUUCAGGCCAUUUUGAGAUUUGACAAACAUUUUCUAUUGUCCCUUGAUUUUCAGUGUGUGAGCAUACAAUGAAACUGCAGUAAUUACUGUACUGACAAUAAUGCUAUGGUUUUAAAUCCAUAAAUAGUAUUUUUUUCUUACCUUUUCUAUCAUUCCGCUACAAAUUCUACUUUAGGCAAUGAAACUGAGCAUCCUCUCACACAAGUCUUCCAAACUGCAGUCGAGCUCCAGCUCUGUUAAUCAUAUUCCGCCGUGUCACGUCCCACUGUUUUCUCCACUAAUAGAAAAAUGUAAAUCUCCCGUGGAACCUCUCGUCACAUCAAGACAAACACUUGCCUCACAUUCCAGUGCACAAACCUCUCCUCGCGGAUAGCCGGAGAUCACAAAGUGUGAGAUUAGAAUCCACAAAGCCCUCGUUCUGAUUGAACAUGUGUGCGGAAUACAGAGAUACGCAUUGUACCUGCAGCACAUACAUGCAGCACUUAGACAGACAUCCUCUGGAUUAGCAUUACAAAUAUGAGGCUGUUCUUUCAUUUGAAUGGAAAUUACAGACAUGACUGACGCAUGCUGCUCAUAAGGAACACCUUGAUGAUUUUCCUCUCGGCAAAUGUAUGUGUUGUUGACCCCUUUACAGUGUGAAACGUACUCUAUAGAACGAGAUAUCAAUAGGUUUUUUUUUUUCCACUUCAAUGUCAGGGUCUUUUUUAUUGAGUCCACAAGCCAUUUUGAAAUGAUAUAUUUUUUUGCAUUUAAUUAUCACUUUCUGCUGCAAGCACACAUUUCAGCCCUAACUAGCAAUACCAGUGCUGUUUUCUAAAAGCCAAUCGAUGCAUUAUUUUGGAAACGUCUUUUAAUGCAUAAAAGGCCGAUACCAAAAACACAAGAGGCCUUGUGACUUCUUUCAUUCCGAACAUGUCUUUUUUUCUUUUCCAUUGAGUCUUUUCUUAAAAAACAAGUCUUAACAUCUGUGUCCGACUGUGUUCUGCGGCUCGAAAUACGAGACAGAUUUGGUGCUUUCAGUUUCUGCAUUUUCUCCCAUGACCUCCUGACCUCUUGUAAAAGACUACAUGUCAAAGAAACCAUUAUGAUAAGCAUGCACCCGUACCCUCACCAUGGGGCUUUUAUCAGGCCUCGGUACAUCCACGCACCCCCCACCCCUUGCUUGUGUAACAAUAGACAGCCCGGGCCCUAAUAGACCUUCAUACAUAACACCUGUUAUCUAAAAGGUCACUGUUAUCAAAUACAAGAGCUCUGACAUCAGCACGGUGAUAAGGAUCGCAGCACCAUGAGCCAUGUUUGGCAAGAUGAGAUGCAAACUAUUCUUCACAGCAGUGUAAUGAUUAGUGCUGUUUUGAAUUGGUUUGAAUACACAUUCUACAGUUUGCUUUGUUGCUAUGGUUCAGUUACUGGAUGCUGUGUGAUGUUUAUCAAUUACAAUUCUAUUUUUCUUUUGUUAAAUUGAUUUUACUCAAAAGGAUGAAUCUCUUCAUAAUUAGAAUAUGUAUAAUGUAAAAAAAACAUUAAAAAAACUCUUUUCUG
Paralichthys olivaceus (Japanese flounder) is the source of this 2125-nucleotide messenger RNA. RefSeq names its product triple QxxK/R motif containing (gene triqk). Gene Ontology annotation, cellular component: endoplasmic reticulum membrane. NCBI's taxonomy places the organism in Eukaryota, Metazoa, Chordata, Actinopteri, Pleuronectiformes, Paralichthyidae. The record is from RefSeq and is a predicted model, not a curated record.